AUGGCACCAAAGGAAGAUAAAGGCAAAGGCAAGGCCAAGGGAGAGCCACCCCAUGCAAAGACAUUGGCCGAGCUAAUCCGCGAGUGGUCUGCGGAGCAGGAGACCACGCCUGAUGUCCUGCUGGUCCCUUCAUCUAAGAAGGGCAAGGAAAAGGGGAAGUUCGAGCUUCCCAGCGAGAAGUCUUGGGGAAAGGGCCUUUCCCAACAGCUGCGCGAGCUCUCGGCGGAGAGUAGUGCGGCAUCCCCUGGUGGCCCUUUGUUUCCUGGAUUUGGCAAGAAGUGGUGGCAGGGGCCGGCUCCUUUGGUAGAGGGAGCGGUGAGUGGGGUGGUGUCACUGAGGGCAGAGGCGGGUGCACGACCAGAGGGCAGACAAGGCAAGACUCCUAAGGAAGAGGAGAGACCCAGGAGAGGGGUUUUUGAGGCUGUGGUGUUAACAGCCAAGAGAAAAGUGGCAAAAGCAGUGGGAAAAGUCCCAGAGCCUGCAUGCAAGCUUAGCGCACUCAAGGAUGAGUUCAUAGAGGCAGCGCGCCGCUGUGCCUUCUUGCAACACCGGAAGGAUAGGGAAGAGGUGUUGCAGAGGCAGUUGUCUUUGGCAAAGACUGAACAGGAGGUUACGCGAUCCUUGCCCGUACACAGUCCCAUGCAUCUGGAAGCUCUGGGGAAGUACCGUGGUCUCCAAGACCUUUCUCUGAAUAGGGCUUGGAGGAGUGGAAGGGCCCCAGCCUUCCCUCCUACUGAGUUCCAGAAGGAGAAAGCCCGGCAUGUGAAGAAAAAGGCUGCGGGCGUGGUGCGCGACGAGAUUGCGAAGCUCACCAAGCUCUUGGAGGAGGUGGUGACUGAUGAGGGGGAGGAGUUUGCAGAGAUGGUGAGGGAGGGUGAGGAAGAGGAGGAGGAAGAGGGGGAGAGUGAGGGGAAGGACAGCGAGGAUUUGGACAGUUGGGAUGAUCUGUUUGGCCCUUUUGGUGGAUUUGGUGGUGUGGGCGGCGCAGGUGGAUUUGGUGGUUUGGGUGGUGCUGGUAUUUCUGUAUAA
Messenger RNA from Spizellomyces punctatus DAOM BR117, 1029 nucleotides. RefSeq lists its product as uncharacterized. The transcript has a single exon. Lineage: Eukaryota; Fungi; Chytridiomycota; Chytridiomycetes; Spizellomycetales; Spizellomycetaceae. Bases 1 to 1029 code for a protein of 342 amino acids. The record is from RefSeq and is a predicted model, not a curated record.